Messenger RNA from Lycium barbarum (goji berry), 1685 nucleotides. RefSeq lists its product as uncharacterized. Lineage: Eukaryota; Viridiplantae; Streptophyta; Magnoliopsida; Solanales; Solanaceae. The record is from RefSeq and is a predicted model, not a curated record. The transcript is spliced from 6 exons. Bases 476 to 1438 code for a protein of 320 amino acids.
UGUAAUUAGCGGGGGUUGUAAACCUCCACAACCUUAAGAUACUCGAUGUGGUUUUCUCGAUGUUGAUUUGAAAUUUGUUCGAAAUUUGAAACUUGUUUUCUGCUUUGAUUUUGAUUUUAGUUUUCUACUUUGAUUUUACUUUUCUGCUUCGAUUUUACUUCAAAUUUAGAACGAAGCUUCGAUUUUGAACGAAGCUUUAGGUUUGUGUUUACUUUGAUUUUAGUUUUAUGUUUAGAUUCUACUUCGAUCUUAGAUUUCUGCUUCAUCACAGAGUAUUUCCGGACUAGGCUUCGGGUGAAGCUAUUGCAUUGUUACCCCUAUGAAAAUAGUCCUAAUUGCACGUGUUGGUUUCGGUGAACUGAAGAUGGGAAAAGGAAAAUUCUUUUUGGCUAUAGCUUCAGUUUUGAUCACUGUUUUUGACAGCAGAAGUAGUUAAAGUUUUUUUUUUUUUUUUUUUUUAAUUUUCCUAUUUCUAAUGGAAACUUUUUUCUUUUCAAUGAAAGAUUCACAAGGAAAUACCAAAAAGCUCAAAGUGAAGAAAACAGAAGUGUUAAAUUUACCUCAGGGGGAACGUAUUGUGGUUCCAUUUCAUUUCCUGGAUCCAAUAGACGAAGCACAGGGCGUUCUCGCAGGCUUUUGUGGUAUUUUAGCAACUGACUGUUCCAUAUUUCCAAUUAGCUUUGAUAAAUGGCCGGAUAUGCCUCAAUCAUAUUUCAACGACUGCUUUGAUAACAUUAUAAAGCCCCACUUUCAUUUUAUGACAACUGAGGAUGUUUCACGGUUAUAUGCUUAUCGCUCUAUUGAAAAGAAAUGGGCUGGAAAUAGGCGGCCUUGUGGAAUGAGUUCAAAGACCCACUUAAGACCAAAGAUGAGAUCAGGAAUAAUGUUCCAGAAGAAAAUGUGUAAAACAAAUGCCGAAAAUCGAAAAAAGCAAACAGUUCCACACACCGGUGGCUCAAAACCGAACUCUAGAAGAAGGGCUGAAAUGUUUGCUGAGACAGGGAGAAGGCCUGGACGAGCACAACUCUAUCUUGCUACACACAAGAAACAAGAUGGAUCAUAUGUAAAUGAGGAGGCAAAAGAAAUAUGUGAAAAAAUUCAGCUAGCAACGAGUCAAAGUACCAUGGAUGAGUCUGAAAUUUCUCCCAAUGAUGCUGUGGGUAAGGUGCUAGGAAAAGAGCAUUCUGGGAGGGUAAGAUGUUUUGGAUUAGGAGCUACUCCAAGUACUCAUUUUAAACAAACAAAACCUCGUGUUGGUGGUAUUAGAAUUCCAAGUAACGAUGCUGGAUGUUCUUCUUUCGGAUGCCAAGACAAGUAUGAUAAAUUGUUGAAUACUCUCAAAGCCUACAUGAUAAUGAAGGAAGGGUCAAUACCAGAACAGUUUGCUGGGAUCUUUGGUUCUCCUCCUAUAACGCCGAGUGACGCAGAUAGCAGCUAGCGGACCCAUGGAUGCAAGAAGAUUUCUAGCUCUAGUAAUCCCGUAAUAUGAUUAGUUGACUAAAGUGGAUUUGUGACAAUUUGGGUGAUGACAUUUACUUAGUAUUUUGUGUGGUUAAUAGAAUGUUGAUAUUCUGAUUUUAAGUUUUAAAUAUAUUCAGGUUUUAAGUGGAUUUGUGACAAUUUGGGUGAUGACAUUUACUUAUCUGAGUAUUUUGUAUGGUUAGUGGAAUGUUGACAUUUUGGUU